This is a messenger RNA of Lingula anatina, 1264 nucleotides long. RefSeq names its product dehydrogenase/reductase SDR family member 9-like. Gene Ontology annotation, molecular function: oxidoreductase activity. Gene Ontology annotation, cellular component: intracellular membrane-bounded organelle. NCBI's taxonomy places the organism in Eukaryota, Metazoa, Brachiopoda, Lingulata, Lingulida, Lingulidae. Gene Ontology annotation, biological process: steroid metabolic process. The record is from RefSeq and is a predicted model, not a curated record.
CGUGUUUGUGACUGAAGUGCAGCACAGGGCAUUUUUCCACUUCGUUCAAUGCGGCGGAGGGUUUCCUGUUCCUAUGUGUGUCACUAGUGUACGUGUUCCCUUUGAGUUCACAACCACUUGAGGUACUCUGCACAACUCUGGACUUCAGCAUCGAUCUAUCACGCUUCCCCUAUUUUUCUCGGCGACUUACUCCAGCACAGAACAGUCAACGGGCACACUGACAAUGGCAUGGUGCUGUCUCACAGUCGUCUCCUGCGUUCUUAUCGGUUUACUCCUGCUGAACUGGAUCGCACGGAAGCUCACCAUCGGGGCCAAAGUCUGCAGGGAGAAAUACAUUGCCAUUACUGGGUGUGAUUCAGGUUUUGGGUGUCUUGCGGCAAAGAGGCUGCAUCGAAUGGGGUUUAACGUGUUCGCUGCAUGCCUUACAGAGAGUGGAGCCGAAGCACUGCGGAAUGAAGAAGCUCAUGGGCCAUUUAUCAAGCCAUUCAUCAUGGACAUUGCUAGUUCUGAAAGCAUAAAGAACGGUUUCGAGUUCGUGAAGGCCCACGUUCCCGGGGAUAUAGGUCUGUGGGGAUUGAUAAAUAAUGCUGGAAUAGAGGGCAAGUAUGGCCCCCUGGAGUGGCUGACCAGAGAUGACUAUCGCCAUUGCAUGGAAAUCAACUUUCUAGGGAUGGCAGAAGUAACCACAGUGUUCCUGCCCUUGCUGAAGAAAGGUCAAGGUCGAUUAGUAAACACCAGCAGUCAGCUGGCUCGUCUACCUAUUGGAGACUUCCCGUGCUACGUUGCGUCCAAGUGUGCAGUCGAGGGUUUCUCUGACGCUGCCAGACAACAGCUGAAGUGCUCGAACAUCAGCGUUCAUUUGGUGGAACCUGGUUGGUUUAAGACUAAUAUCACCAGUGAGGAGAACUACUCCCACUUCAUCCAGGCCGCCUUUGAUGGAGCACCGCCAGAGGCGCAACAGGAAUAUAAUAAAGAUUUCAUGCAGGACGUAAAAACCCGUCUGUUCGAAGCGAGAGACGCCCAUGCCUGCAUUAACGUCGACUGGGUUGUCAACGACUACAUUCACGCAAUGACGUCAUGGUAUCCCUACGCACGAUACGGACCGAAUGGUGCUUUUGCUACUGCGGUAUCCUAUCUUCCUGCGCCCCUGUCAGAUUAUAUCGUAAUAAACACAAUGAACCCUGCUAUCAUUCACGCCAAAAUGGACAUGAUUAGGAAACGCAACCUACCAAAGGAGUCUGAGAAUGAAAAGAAGGAGGAGUGA